Coregonus sp. 'balchen' is the source of this 7981-nucleotide messenger RNA. NCBI's taxonomy places the organism in Eukaryota, Metazoa, Chordata, Actinopteri, Salmoniformes, Salmonidae. The record is from the annotation of a GenBank genome assembly.
AUGGCGGCCGCGGCCUCGCCGGGCUCCUGCUCGUCCAACUCCUCAGACUGGAUUGUACUGAGAGACGGUUGCCUUCGUUGUGACGAGGAGGGCCUGCGGAGCCUUUCCUACCACCCGGCCCUUAACGCUAUCCUGGCGGUUACUAGCCGGGGCAGUAUAAAAGUAAUCGACGGCACUUCAGGGGCCAUUCUCCAGGCCUCGGCCUUGCAUGGUAAGUCAGGGCCAAGGAACUAGCUAACUGUUUUAGCUAGGUAUCUAACAAUCAGGUGAUUGUCAGAACAAUCAGAUGAAACGACACUGGUCAACAAUGUAACGUUACCUUGGGCCUGCUGUGGGGGUUGACUUGGGCUAAAUUAGGUAGCAAACUAAACGUAAACGUUAGAAUUUAUCGUGAAUCACUUGCUAAACAAAUAUUUUUUUGUUAUCCGAUUCCUAUAAAAAUAACUUGAAUACCUAAGUAGCUAGCUAGCUAACAUAGUUAGCUAGUUACAUGUCUUAGACUAGUCAUGCUGUCAAUACGUUUUGCUAACUAACUAGCUAAUGUCAACGUUAGCUAACUAGCGAUUUGUUAUGAAAACAGCUCUCGGACCAUGAACUAACUGGCUAAGCUAGCGAACACGCUAACGUUGUAUAACGUUUCGUGUCAACGUUCAAUCAAUCGUUAAUGUGCCUAAUUAGUUAGCUAUUAUGACACUUAACAACUUUCUUAGAUAGUUAGCCUCUAUGAAUGGGGUAGGUAACAUGUCACUAGUUCAUGUUAGUUACCUAGCUAGAUUGUAGUCAGUGGUAGCUACCUAGCUAAUUGUGAUGACACGACUCCGCCUAGCUAGCUAGCUAACAUUAGUGAGCUAACGUUUCGUUGGCUGUGUUGGGCCAAGGAAGCAAAAUGUGCCCAUUGUGUGACGGCUGGCUAGCUAACGGAGUUAGAUAGCUAUCUGUAAAGAAAGUGUUUGAGGACUAAUUCAGUCACAUUACUUACAAUGUGCCGUUUCAAUUAACUAACGUUAGCGAGCUAACGUUACCCCGGUGAAGUCACAUUCGUUAGUUGGUUAACGUUAGUUGGCUACAUAGCUAAUAACGUUAGCUAGCUUGCUAGCUAAGAUGUCAAUUAAUCGGUGAACACCGGCACCGCGCAUACAUGUCGCAGUAAAUGUUAGCAAGCUUGUUAGUAAUAGCUAGGUAGUUUAUUGUAUACUAUUGAUCUAGUUAGGUACUUGGCUAGAAAGGUUAUGAAAUGUGUUGCUAUUCCUACUACGCAGAACGAGCGAGUAUGCAAUGCCUGUUGGCAAUCUAACGUUAGCUAAUAACGUUAAGUUAGUGUUGUAGCUGUAACAUUUUGGGAGGAAAAUGGUUGACAAUAGUGAAUAUGCUUGGCUUUAGUGUUUGUGACAAUUUAUAUUUUGACGAUGCCAAACAAUAGAAAACAUUGGUGUUUGUUCUUCAACGUGACCCCCGUCUGUAGCUACAUUGAAUCCAGAGGCUGGUGGGAGGAGCUAUGGGAUGACGGGUUUUGCCCUAGCACUACACAGCUGACCUUAAAAUUACUUGAAUCAGCUGUGUAGUGUUAGGGCAAAAACCGGAACGUGCACCCCUUGGGGUCCCGAGGACAGAGUUUGGUUAACACUGCAUUACAUGCACACAAUAAUGCAAUUAGUGAGUAUGGUUACAUGCACACAACAAUGCGAUUGUGUAUCGUCAUGCUCUGCAAGAUUAACGAUUUCCCUAAUAAGCCUGUUUACAUGGACACUUAAAUCAGGCACUCUGAUGAAUGCAGAAAAUCGCCAAUCAAAAUAAACGUGCUACCACAGCAGACAUGUUAUUUUUGGGAAGCAUAUUUAAUUCUGAGUUGGGACAUAAAGUUUGUACAGUGCAUUCAGAAAGUAUUCAGACCCCUUGACUUUUCACUCAUUUUGUUAUGUUACAACUUCAUUCUAAAAUUGAUUAGUUUUCUUCCAUCAUCAAUCUACACAAUACCCCAUAAGGACAAAGCAAAAACAGGUGUUUUAAAUUUUUUGCACAUUUAUUACAAAUAAAAACCUGAUCACGUUUACAUAAGUAUUCGAACCCUUUACUCAGUACUUUGUUGAAGCGCCUUUGGCAGGGAUUACAGCCUCACGUCUUCUUGGGUAUGACGCUGUACAGAGAUAUUCCAUCGGGUUCAAGUCCGGGCUCUGGCUGGGCCACUCAAGGACAUACAAAGACUUGUCCCGAAGCCACUCCUGCUUUGUCUUGGCUGUGUGCUUAGGGUCUUUGUCCUGUUGGAAGGUGAACCUUGGCCCCAGUCUGAGGUCCUGAGCACUCUGAAGCAGGUUUUCAUUAAGGAUCUCCCUGUACUUUGCUCCGUUCAUCUUUCCCUCGAUCUUGACUAGUCUCCCAGUCCCUGCCGCUGAAAAACAUCCGCACAUCAUGAUGCUGCUAGCACCAUGCUUCACCGUAGGGAUGGUGCCAGGUUUCCUCCAGACGUGAGGCUUGGCAUUCAUGCCAAAGAGUUCAAUCUUGGCCUCCCGAGUGGCGCAGUGGUCUAAGGCACUGCAUCGCAGUGCUAGCUGUGCCACUAGAGAUCCUGGUUCGAAUCCAGGCUCUGUCGUAGCCGGCCGCGACCGGGAGACCCAUGGGGCGGCGCACAAUUGGCCCAGCGUCAUCCAGGGUAGGGGAGGGAAUGGCCGGAAGGGAUGUAGCUCAGUUGGUAGAGAAUGGCGUUUGCAACGCCAGGGUUGUGGGUUCGAUUCCCACAGGGGGCCAGUAUGGAAAAAAAAAAAAUUAAAAAAUGUAUGCACUCACUAACUGUAAGUCGCUCUGGAUAAGAGCGUCUGCUAAAUGACUAAAAUGUAAAAAAAUCUGACCAGAGAAUCUUGUUUCUCAUGGUCUGAGUACUUUGGGUGCCUUUUGGUUAAGUCCAAGCGGGCUGUCAUGUGCCUUUUACUAAGGAGUGGCUUCUGUCUGGCCACUCUACCAUAAAGGCCUGAUUGGUGGGGUGCUGCAGAGAUAGUUGUCCUUCUGGAAGGUUCUCCCAUCUCCACAGAGGAACUCAGGCCACUGUGUUCUUGGGGACCGUCAAUGCUGCAGAAAUGUUUUGCUACCCUUCCCCAGAUCUGUGCUUCGACACAAUCCUGUCUCGGAGCUCUACGGACAAUUCCUUCGACCUCAUGGCUUGGUUUUUGCUCUGACAUGCACUGUCAACUGUGGGAUCUUAUAUAGACAGGCAUGUGCCUUUCCAAAUCAUGUCCAAUUGAAUUGACCACAGGUGGACUCCAAGUUGUAUAAACAUCUCAAGGAUGAUCAAUAGAAACAGGAUGCACCUGAGCUCCAUUUUGAGUCUCAUAGCAAAGGGUCUGAAUACUUAUGUAAAGAAGGUAUUACAUUGUUUUUUUUGUUUUUUAUUCCAAAAAUUAUAACCUGUUUUUGCUUUGUCAAUAUGGGGUAUUGUGUGUAGAUUGAGUACAAAAAGAAAAUGUUAUCCAUUUUAAAAUAAGGCUGUAACGUAACAAAAUGUGGGAAAGGUGAAGGGGUCUGAAUACUUUACAAAUGCGAACUACUUCCAAGAUGCAUACGUUCAGUUGUUACGAACUUACUUCACUUGCGCUAAAGAGGGAGCCUCGCUCGUCAAAUACACCACUGGAACGCCGAUUUAAGGUGUUUACAUGUCCUAAUAAUUCAAAAGAUUGCUCAGAAAACCAGGUGUUUUAAUCGGCACAUGCUUACUUCGAUUUUUACCGUAUGCAAAUUAAGGUAAAGUGUUUACAUGACUAUUGCAUAAUCUGCCUCCUGCCAUAAUUAGUUUAAAAUCAAAUUAUUAGUGUGCAUUUAAACGUAGUCAUUGUAAUGGCUGGAAUGGCAUAAAUGGAACAGAGUCAAAAAUGUGGUUGCCAUAUGUUUGUGUUUGAUACUGGUCAAUUUAUUCCAUUCCAGCCAAUACAAUGAGCCCGUCUUCCUAUAGCUCCUCCCACCAUCCUGAGGACAAACAUCUGGGUGUAUUUUGAUUCCCUUCUCCCCAGGAUUUUUUAACAAGGUGGUGGUGCUGCAGAGUAUGAUGGGCAGUGACCCCCUUUGGACACAGAGAUUUGUAUGUUUUUGAAGACCUGUAACUGCCCUUUCCUGCAAUCUAGAGCAAAAAAUACUAAAUUAGGGUGUGGUGCCUGGCCUUAAUUGAUAACAAAGUAAAUCAAUAAUGUCUCCUGAGUGGCGCAGUGGUCUAAGGCACUGCAUCGCAGUGCUAACUGUGCCACUAGAGAUCCUGGUUCGAAUCCAGGCUCUGUCGCAGCCGACCGCGACCGGGAGACUCAUGGGCGGCGCACAAUUGGCCCAGCGUCGUCCAGGGUAGGGGAGGGAAUGGCCGGCGGGGAUGUAGCUCAGUUGAUAGAGCAUGGCUUUUGCAACGCCAGGGUUGUGGGUUCGUUUCCCACGGGGGGCCAGUAUAAAAAAAUAUAUAUGUAUUCACUAACUGUAAGUCGCUCUGGAUAAGAGCGUCUGCUAAAUGACUAAAAAUGUAAAUGUAAAUGUAAUAAUGUAGUAAAAGUAUUUAGACUUAUUUUUUACAUAGUGUUGCAGCCAAUCCACAAGGUGGCACACUUGAGUGAACUUACUACAGUAGUAGCUAUCAACUGAACCUAUUUGCUGAACUGAAGUACUUUACCCUUUCGUGGCUUUUAGUGUUUUCGUCAAUGUGGAAUCUGCUGUAAAAUGACUUGCAGAGGAGGUUCUACCUUCAGCAAAUCCAUCUUUCCACCUUUCGUCACCAUGAGUUUUAUUUCUUAGUUUCUAUGCAUUUUGAAUGUGGCACACUAAUGGCGCGUGCACACGUUGCAUCAUUACAUUGCCGUACGAUACAUUUGACGUAGUCUUCACAAACCAGGCGCAUCACAACAAAAAGAAUCACGCUACACAUUUAACACAUUUUUUGGUGGUUUAUCUACUGAUUUUCCUGAUACCGAAUGUCAAAGCAAUGCAAAAAUGUUGAAAAUCUGACUCUGGGGAAGUAGAUAAAAGGCAUCAUUGCCAAAAUCUCGAAGUAUCCCUUUAACAUUGAUUCUGGGAAUUGCCUUAAUGUCAACAGUGGAGAUUAACUGAACCAACAAACAGAUUGAGUUUCUGAGAAUAUCACUUUGUCACAGACUUAAAGCUUCCUACAAAGUCUAAGGCCAAAAUCUGUAUUACUCUUUGACUCGAGGUCAAAGAUCACAUGCAAGGAUGAGGAAUUGUUUUUAUACAGACUAUUUAGGAAGGCAGGUUGUCUCACUUAGAAUCUUGAAGUGCCACACAGUUUUGGGGUGGUGGGUGCAUGCGGAGGAAUACUAGGCCUAUAUAGUAUUUAUUUGCAGUGAGGAUAAUUAGUAUGUGAUGAUGAAUUCCAUUGCGAAAGUUGAUUAAUCUAACCUUAACAGCCCAAUUUUCAUCUAGGUGACCCUAAAGGUCAUAUCGUCAUCCAUUACCGUUACUACAGUGCGUUUUGCCUCCAACCUAUAUUUUGGCAAAUUAUGCACCACUGGCAGGAACAAUCUUCAGUCUUGUCCAUUUAUUUUAUUCCUUGUACUGCUAAUUGGCUCAAAAUUAACAAUUAGACUCCGGGCACAAGGGAGGCCCUUUUCCUGGUCCAGGUCUUUGACAGCCUCUUCUCUUUAGUGGCUGACACUGCAGCAUUUCUUACGCACUACAGGUGAAUUGGAAUUGUAGGCAACAUGUUGAUCAUGUUGCUUGUCCUCUGAGGACUGCUCCUUGGCAGAGGACAGAAUCUCAGAUGACAGUCAACUACAUUCAAAAAUGUAUAUCUUGACUUUGGAUCAUAUGGCUUGAGUGAAUACUGUAUUAGUGUAAGACAAGUGCGCUCAUCUGCCAUAAUCCACCGAUUCAUUGUGUGUAAAAUACAAUGCUUGGGCUUUCUGUUAGUAUGGCCACUUAAUCCUAUACAGUACAUUCGGAAAGUAUUCAGACAGUUGACUUUUUCCACAUUUGUUACAUUACAGGCUUAUUCUAAAAUGAAUAAAAUAAAAGAAUCCUCAUCAAUCUACACACUACCCCAUAAUGACAAAGUGAAAACAUGGUUAAAAACAUAUACCUUAUUUACAUAAUAUUCAGACCCUUUGCUAUGAGACUUGAAAUUGAGCUCAGGUGCAUCCUGUUUCCAUUGAUCAUCCUUGAGAUGUUUCUACAACUUUAUUGCAGUCCACCUGUGGUAAAUUCAAUUGAUUGGACAUGAUUUAGAAAGGCACACCUGUCUAUAUAAAGUCCCACAGUUGACAGUGCAUGGCAGAGCAAAAACCAAGCCAUGAGGUCGAAGGAAUUGUCCAUAGAGCUCUGAGACAGAAUUGUGUCAAGGCACAGAUCUGGGGAAGGGUACCAAAAUAUUUCUACAGCAUAGAAGGUUCCCAAGAACAGUGGCCUCCGUCAUUCUUAAAUGGAAGAGGUUUGCAACCACCAAGAAUCUUCCGAGAGCUGGCCGCCCGGCCAAACUGAGCAAUCGGGGGAGAAGGGCCUUGGUCAGGGAGGUGACCAAGAACCCAACGGUCACUGACAGAGCUCCAGAGUUCCUCUGUGGAGAUGGGAGAACCUUCCAGAAGGACAACCAUCUCUGCAUCACUCCACCAAUCAGGCCUUUAUGGUAGAGUGGCCAGACGGAAGCCACUCUUCAGUAAAAGGCACAUGACUGCCCACCUGAAUGACAAGCGUCACGUCUGGAGGAAACCUGGCACCAUCCCUACGGUGAAGCAUGGUGGUGGCAGCAUCAUGUUGUGUGGAUGUUUUUCAGCGGCAGGGACUGGGAGACUAGUCAGGAUCGAGGGAAAGAUGAACGGAGCAAAGUACAAAGAGCUCCUUGAUGAAAACCUGCUCCAGAGCGCUCAGGACCUCAGACUGGGGCCAAGGUUCACCUUCCAACAGGACAACUACCCUAAGCACACAGCCAAGACAACGCAGGAGUGGCUUCAGGGCAAGUCUCUGAAUGUGCUUGAGUGGCCCAGCCAGAGCCCGAACAUCUCUGGAGAGACCUAAAAAUAGCUGUGCAGCGACGCUCCCCAUCCAACCUGACAGAGCUUGAGAGGAUCUGAAGAGAAGAAUGGGAGAAACUCCACAAAUACAGGUGUGCCAAGCUUGUAGCGUCGUACCCAAGAAGACUUGAGGUUGUAAUCACUGCCAAAGGUGCUUCAACAAAGUAUUGAGUAAAGGGUCUGAAUAUUUGUGUAAAUGUGAUAUUUCCAUUUGUUUGAAUAUACAUUUGCAAUUUUAAAAAACUGUUUUUGCAUUUUUAGGGUGUGUGUAAAUUGAGGACGUUAAAAAAAGUAAUAUAUUGAUAUUUUUAGAAUAGGGCUGAAAGGUAACAAAGUGGAAAAAGUCAAGGGUUGUGGAUAUUUUCAGAAUGCACUGUAUGUAGCCUAUUGUUCAUCCUUAUUUCCCAGAGUAAUGGCAAUGGGGAGUAACUUGAACCAGGUUGAAUUAGCAUUUUACAUUACAGCACAGAAUGAAGUGGUAAUAACAUAGUAAAUGCUACAAAAGGCUUUAGGGUUGUUUUUGGGGGGGGGGAAUUCAUUGUGAGUAGCUAACAUUACAGUAAUAAUAAUGCUACCCAAUAGAAAACACACGUUUUGUCAAAUGUUAAUAGGCUUUCCAUUUUCAUGCGUCGAUUGUAACCGCAACAUGCAAGUUCAGCUCAUCAAUGUUUCAAAGACUAACUUAAAAGAUUUAGUCUGUUUUAUCUGAUUAAUAUGAUGGACUUAAAUGAUGGACUUACGAUCUGACAACAAAAGUCCAGCCAAUGCUAUGUCUCAGAAGCUACACCACUCUAAUACCCUGAUGUUUGUGUUUCCUAGCAAAACCUGGAGGCCGUGUAAGGUGUCAGUACUUCCCUGCGGUAGACAAGGUCCUCUUCGUGGAUGACUACGCAGUGGGCUGCAGAAAGGACUUGAACGGCAUCCUGCUGCUGGACACAGCCCUGCAGGCCCCCGUGGCCAAACCAGAGGACAUGGUCCAGCUAGAGCUGCCCGUUACAGAG